Salarias fasciatus (jewelled blenny) is the source of this 1217-nucleotide messenger RNA. RefSeq names its product autophagy related 4B, cysteine peptidase (gene atg4b). Gene Ontology annotation, molecular function: protein-phosphatidylethanolamide deconjugating activity; cysteine-type endopeptidase activity. Gene Ontology annotation, biological process: protein processing; C-terminal protein lipidation; mitophagy. NCBI's taxonomy places the organism in Eukaryota, Metazoa, Chordata, Actinopteri, Blenniiformes, Blenniidae. Gene Ontology annotation, cellular component: cytoplasm. The record is from RefSeq and is a predicted model, not a curated record.
CAGAGAACAACAAACAAGAUAGGGUGCCGACCGUCGGGAUGGGUGCAGCUACUUUGACAUACGAAACACUUCGCUUUGGGGAGUUUGAAGAUUUUCCUGAGACCUUGGAGCCCGUGUGGGUCUUGGGAAAAGAGUACAAUGCACUCACAGAGAAAGAUCAGAUUCUAUCAGAUGUCACUUCGAGAUUGUGGUUCACAUACAGAAAAAACUUCCCUCCCAUUGGGGGCACCGGACCCACGUCAGACACAGGCUGGGGUUGUAUGCUGCGGUGCGGCCAGAUGAUCCUGGGCGAGGCCUUGAUGUGUCGACAUCUAGGCCGAGACUGGAGAUGGGCCCGAGGCCAGAAACAAAGAGAGGAGUACAUCAGUAUUCUCAAUGCCUUCAUUGAUAAAAACAGCUAUUAUUCCAUCCAUCAAAUUGAUGGAGUCGGAGAGGGAAAACCUAUUGGUCAGUGGUACGGACACACAGUCGCCCAGGUUCUCAAGAAGCUGGCCGUGUUUGACAUGAGCAGAUUAGUGGUGCAUGUGGCAAUGGACAACACCGUGGUCAUCGAAGAGAUCAAGCGUCUUUGUAUGCCCUGGCUGGAUGUCGCAGGAGCGUGUGGCGAGUUAGAGGGAGUGGGGGAGAUCAACGGCUGCCUGGAGGGAGCGUGUGCCCUGGCUGAGGAGGACGCCCUCUGGAAACCUCUGGUCCUGCUCAUCCCUCUCAGGCUCGGUCUCAGCGACAUCAACGAGGCCUACAUUGGAACCCUCAAGCAAUGUUUCAUGUUGCCUCAGUCGCUCGGAGUUAUUGGUGGAAAACCCAACAGCGCCCACUACUUCAUCGGUUAUGUCGGAGAGGAGCUUAUCUAUUUGGAUCCACACACCACACAGCCGGCGGUGGAGCCGUGCGACGACGGACAGCUCCCCGACGACUCGUACCACUGUCAGCACCCGCCCUGCCGCAUGCACAUCUGUGAACUGGACCCAUCCAUCGCAGCGGGCUUCUUCUGCAGAACAGAGGACGAGUUCGACGACUGGUGUAUGCGCAUCAGAAGGUAUCUGUCCUGCAACAGAGGUGGCCUGCCCAUGUUUGAACUAGUAGACAGUCAACCCUCUCACAUGGUCAGCGUGGACACCCUUAACCUUACUCCCGAUUUCUCAGACUCCGACAGGUUGGAGCGGUUCUUUGACUCAGAAGAUGAAGAGUUUGAGAUCCUUUCCCUGUGAGGGAUGUAA